AUGGGAAGGUUUCGGAGAGUGGCGGAGGCGUUUGAUCAUGUGGUUGCCAAAGUUAGGGAUUGCGACAGCAGCGGCAGCGAGCACUCGCCGGAGACAAUGAAGGAUUUGUCUGAUUUGGUAAAUUCAUAUAUUGAGAACGGCGAUGGCGUAGUAGACAAAGAUUUUGAUACGAAAAUCAACGAUGAAUGUAAUUCUGAUGAGAUUGAUGAUGAUACGGAGGAAGCUAAGGAAUCACUGGAGACAUUGUUUCGAACUCAAAAGGGUGAUCCUGUGAAGAAAGAUCUUCUUUUUGAAGUUGAAAAAGCAUGGCGGCGCGUGAUGGAAGUUAACUCAUCGCUACCGGUGCUAGGAUCUAAACGGCUGUUAAUGGCUCGUCUCCGUGAUCAGGGUCUUGACGCCGGUCUUUGCAAAUCCAAGUGGGAAAAGAAAGGCCGGCUUAUCUCCGGUGAAUACCAAUACGUCGACGUUAAUGUCGCCGGAACUCGUUACAUAGUCACCAUAUCUCUCUCAGAAGAAUUCGAGACAGCCCGGCCUACUGAUAACUACAAUUCGUUGCUCGAGAUUCUCCCUCAAAUUUCAGUUUGCAAAGUGGAGGAGAUGAAAGAGGUGGUGAGAAUAAUGUGCAGAGCUGUUAAGAAGACGAUGAACCAAAGAAAAAUGGCGGUGCCACCAUGGAAGCGACGGGAGUACGUCCAAGCUAAAUGGUUUGGUACUUACAAACGAACUACCAAUGAGUUCUCUACUAAAAACACGUCAGAUUUGAAUGUAAAUGAGAAUAAAAUCGAAGGGUUUAUAUGGACGCCUGAAACUUGCUGUCGUGGACGCACACACGAUUUUGUUAGGAAUGGAUUUGGCUCGAAAAUGGGCAGUUUGACCAUGAUAAUGGACGGAGCAUGA
Messenger RNA from Lactuca virosa, 897 nucleotides. Lineage: Eukaryota; Viridiplantae; Streptophyta; Magnoliopsida; Asterales; Asteraceae. The record is from the annotation of a GenBank genome assembly.